Molecule: messenger RNA, 802 nt
Organism: Corticium candelabrum
Lineage: Eukaryota; Metazoa; Porifera; Homoscleromorpha; Homosclerophorida; Plakinidae
Exons: 1
Coding region: 35-622 (195 amino acids)
Source: RefSeq, a predicted model, not a curated record
UGGUGAUAGAGUGAUACGAUACUGGAAAGUGCUCAUGGUGCUAUUUAAAGAAACCGGUAAACGAAAUUAUAGCAAGGCGGCAUUUCUGCUAAUCCUCCAACUUCACUCGUUAUCUGAAAGAGCAGCCACAGAAGUAAAAUGGAGCCGGUUUGUAAAUAGAAGGGGCCAAAUUGGAUGCAACAUACCUUGCGAUUUGGCUAUGGAACACCUAAACAGACGGCUGAAGGGUAUCAUCCGUAAUAUGGGAGCUAAUGUUGUCCCUUCAGCAUUAGCUCGUGCAGCAAAAUCAAUAGGUAGUGUAGACUGUGUGUGCGACUUGUUCGAACAGUCGGUUAUGGCUCAGCAGACAUCUAGCAAACACACCAUCGCUCAAGACAGCAAAGACUUUCAGCUAGUGCUGGAAAUAUUAAAUGAAAAAAAAUUCAAGGAAGAGAUUGGAAGGCAUCAUAGCCGCUUUCGAUACUCAUGCACCCUCCUGGAACAAAGCAGGAAAGAAACUCUUUGCACAUGGCUACAGAAGUUGCUGCAAGAGCACAUUGGUUUCGUACCUGAGGAUGAUGACAAUGAUGAUGAUGAUGAUGAUGAUGAUGAUGUAGAUGUACAUUUUAAUGACACCGAGUGAACCUAAAGUAUUAUUGUUAUUAUGUGCUAUGUAUUGUAAGCAUGAAAACUCUAGACUAGCUAUGUAUGGACUACCAUAUAUGAGCUGUACGUAUAUCUAUGAAUUAAUACAUGAUGAUCAUGCAGUAUACGCAUGCAGUGUUGAUCGUCACGUAAAGUUUACUCAGGGCCAGGCAGAUAU